AUGGAGCCGACAAACGAGACGGCCGACCCCGUGGCCAAGGGCGUGCUGGCGACGGCGCGGCAGUCGUGGAAGGACCUGUUCAUCUGGAAGCAGCGCAUCGUGGUGACCAACGCGUACGGCGAGACGACGGCCGAGUGGGCGCGGCCGGCGGCGCUGCGCAACCCCAUCAGCCUGCUGGCGCAGCUGUCGGGCCGCGACUGGCUCUUCUUCCUCGUCGGCUUCGCGGCCUGGACGGCCGACGCUUUUGAUUUUCACGCCCUGUCCAUCCAGCAGGUCAAGCUGGCCGCCUAUUACAACAUCAGCAAGACAGACGUGUCGACCGCCAUCACCCUGACCCUGCUGCUGCGCUCCAUCGGCGCAGCUGCGUUCGGCCUCGCCGGCGACCGCUGGGGCCGCAAGUGGCCCAUGGUCUUCAACAUGAUCAUCCUCGGCGUGCUGCAGGUCGCCACCAUCUACAGCAGCACCUUUCAGCAGUUCCUUGCCGUGCGCGCCUUGUUUGGUCUGUUCAUGGGCGGAGUCUACGGCAACGCCAUUGCCAUGGCGCUCGAGAACAGCCCCGUCGAUGCCCGCGGCCUAAUGUCGGGCAUCCUGCAGCAGGGCUACUCGUUCGGCUACGUCUGCGCGGCGUGCGCCAACCUCGGCGUGGGCGGCAGCGACGACAGCUGGAAGACCGUUUUCUGGAUCGCCGCCGGCCUGUCGGUUGGCGUAGGCAUCAUUCGCUGCUUCUUCCCCGAGUCGCAGCAGUUCAUCGAGGCCAAGAAGGCCGGCAAGGCCCAGGGCCACGCGUCUGAGUUCUGGCGCGAGACCCAGAUCAUGCUGCGCCAGGAGUGGAAGAUGUGCAUCUACUGUGUCAUCCUCAUGACUUGGUUCAACUACUACAGCCACACUUCCCAGGACAGCUACACGACCUUCAUGCUCACUGAGAAGGAGCUCGACAACUCGGGCGCCAGCCGCGCCAGCAUCCUCAUGAAGGUCGGGGCGUGCGUGGGCGGCACCAUAAUCGGCUAUCUGUCACAGUGGUUCGGCCGGCGGCGGUCGAUUGUCGUCGCGGCGCUCGUCAGCGGCUUCCUGAUCCCGGCGUGGAUCCUGCCGCAGGGCGAGCGGUCGCUGUCGGUGACGGGCUUCUUCAUGCAGUUCUUCGUGCAGGGCGCAUGGGGCGUCAUCCCCAUCCACCUCAACGAGCUGUCGCCGCCGGCGUUCCGCUCGUCGUUCCCGGGCCUCACGUACCAGCUGGGCAACAUGAUCUCGUCGCCCUCGGCCCAGAUCGUCAACGCCAUCUCUGAGAGCCACUUUGUCACCAGCGCGUCGGGCCACCGUGUCGAUGCUUACGGCUCUACUAUGGGCAUCGCCACCGCCAUCAUCGCCCUCGGCAUCGCCGUCACCACCGCCUUCGGUCCCGAGAAGCGCGGCCGCGAGUUUGAAAAGACGAAGCCCGCGGGCAUGAACCUCGUCCAGGAGGGCAAGCGGCUCGAUGACCUGGAAGCCGCCCCCGCGCCCUCUGCUGGCCGCCGCGGCAGCAGCGAGCAAAAUCAGUCGUCGGAAUCGAAACAGCGCCUAAUACAGCGGCCGGCCGCAGGGGCCUUAUGA
This is a messenger RNA of Lasiosphaeria miniovina, 1587 nucleotides long. RefSeq names its product major facilitator superfamily domain-containing protein. The transcript is spliced from 4 exons. Gene Ontology annotation, molecular function: transmembrane transporter activity. Gene Ontology annotation, biological process: transmembrane transport. Lineage: Eukaryota; Fungi; Ascomycota; Sordariomycetes; Sordariales; Lasiosphaeriaceae. The record is from RefSeq and is a predicted model, not a curated record. Bases 1 to 1587 code for a protein of 528 amino acids.